UUUCAGUUUCUGUUGAUUUGCAAUUUGUGUUCAGAACAUCACCAAACGAAACGAGAGAACUUCAAAGACUCUGGAGUGUCCUGAGAUUGAACACAGAGCGAUUACUGAUGACAAUGCAGGAGGAGGCAAUUGUUUAGACGACCCUCCUUCAUGAUGCUUCUGAGGUGAUGAAAAAGUGCAGACAAUAGCGAUUGUCAUGUCAGGAUCAAGAGUUUCAUAUCCCCGUUCAAAAACCAUGCCUUGUAAUGUUGCUGGUUCCGCAAUUGCACAGGGACCCAACGUUGGUCGAAUUGACCGGUGGCCACAGUGGAAACCAACUUCUAUUGAGACCAAGUGGUUACUCCUCUCAGGUGCUUCAAAUCCUCCAAGCGGCAUUGACAUUUCCGAUAGAAGGACCAGAGACACUCCUGGAGCCAAAGGCGGGACAUUUCUUUCUGGUGUUGCUCAUGAUUUAGCCAACAUGGAAGCUGCAGUUGGAAUUAAUUUGUUCAACACUGUGAAAGAUCUUUAUCUAACCAAGUCCGCAGCCUCUGGUCAUAUCAGGAGCAUUUUUGAUACAUGCAGACGUAACCAGGUUAAACCUAUCCUGUACUACACUGGGCAUGGAGAAAUUGGGACUGGAAACUGGUGUUUUGCUGAUGGGACAAUCAGUAUUCAAGAAAUUUUUGAUAUGCGUCCUGAAGGAGCUUACACCCCAAUGAUCUUCAGUGAUGCUUGCUACAGCGGCCAUUGGGCCAACUUCUGCCUAGAAAAGAACAUUACCGGUUUCCACUGCCUGGCAGCAUGCCUGGAGUAUUCUAAAGCUUUUGAUACGAAAGGCGAAGGUGGAGAUUUGACUUUGUUCAUGACUGGAAAAAAACUACGUCCUAGAACUGAACCUUUGUACAGUGGAGGGAACAGGAGAGAUUUUCCGAUUACUACUGGAUAUGACGCCGUUGACAGCUUUGAUUUUAUCAAAAGCCAUGUGUCCAAAUCUCAAAACAUUUUGGUCUGCCAAAGUUUCUAUAAUGGACGCUUCAGUGGGUGUUUUGCUUCUUCAAAAAGGUACAGCCCUAGGCUGGUCGCUUUCUGGGCGAUUCUAAAGGACUAUGACUCUUUUCUUAAAUUGGUCAAAGAAAGUGAGGAUCGGGUAAAUGGAAAUUCAAAACAAAUAUAUUCGCUUGCAUGUGAUGAGAAUUUAGGAUUUGCAGUAUUUCGCAUGGGCAAAUAUGGCACAGCUCAAGCAAUUGUUACGAACUUACCUGAUAUAGACAAGAAAUGGGAAGAUAGCUUUGAGAUCACUUCAUGUGCCGCCCGGGGUUCAACAUUCUACAUUGUUAUGACAAAGGGCACAGAGGAAUACAGGGACAAACAACAAAAGUGGUUCACUUGUAAUACAUGGAACGAGAUGUGCGAUGAAAUAAAUGAGCAGAUCAAAGUAGGAUACACUGUGACAGGGAUAUGUUAUUGCACUGGACUGAGGCAGUAUUUUGUUGUCACGACAAAGAUACCUGAGGUCAAGAGCAGCCACUAUUUUGAUGACACAACUGCAGUUCUCAACUGGAUGGAUGAGCAACAUCUUGUGGGAUAUCAUCCAACAGUCAUCUUCACUGAUUCAACUCUUAAUAAAACUCUAGUUGUGAUGACUACAGAUGAAGAUAGGUCAAGCUAUCAGUAUACAUUUGGCUAUAAGUUUAAGUUACCUUCCUGAAUUUAAAAAGUACUUCUAAGUACUUUUUCAAGUGUAAUUUUUAACUGAGGUGUUUGAAGAACAAAAAUGAUAUGUUUCCGCACUCAAAGCUCAAAUCUCGGUUUCCUUUUGAUCGCCUGCGGGAGAACAAGACCCCCUUAAACUGCUAUUAAUUACUGACUGGCAUCUGUUGGUUCUCGAACGGUACGAGCCGUGGACCACCCGGGAAGAACCAUAACAUUCUUACAUGACAAAGAAUGAUCAACCAAUAAUGUAAAACAAGGUAGGUAAUUGCCAACAGGCAAUUAAACAAGAAUUGCCCUUCACUUAAAUUUACAGAGAAAUUUUAGCCAAGGAUAAGAAGAAAACCAAACAUGUUUAUAAAACAGUAACGCUUUUUAACGUUUGUAUCGCCUUCCGUUAUGAGGGGAGAAUUUGCCGAUUUUCUUAACCAUGAAAAAUAAUCAUGGUAACCACCUGUCGAUCUGUAUUAUCGUGCCGAACGCCUUGUAGUGAGAACUACCAGAAGUUGUAAGUAGUUAGAAUAACUGACUUGUUUAUGAUGGAAUAGCCUAGGACAACAAUGAGCUCAUUGACAGCCAAUAGGGGUUUUGAAUUUCUAAACGAAACAUAAGAUCAUUUGUUUGGAGCCUAGCAUAAAUACUGGUGUUUUGUAAAUUGUUC
Molecule: messenger RNA, 2353 nt
Organism: Orbicella faveolata
Lineage: Eukaryota; Metazoa; Cnidaria; Anthozoa; Scleractinia; Merulinidae
Source: RefSeq, a predicted model, not a curated record